Molecule: messenger RNA, 1070 nt
Organism: Acanthoscelides obtectus
Lineage: Eukaryota; Metazoa; Arthropoda; Insecta; Coleoptera; Chrysomelidae
Source: the annotation of a GenBank genome assembly
GUUUAUUUGUUGACUGUGAACUCUUUGUUCCGUUGUGUUAAAGCAGCUAAUAUACAGUGAGUCGUGAGUGAAAAAUUGGUAGAAAUAAACAAUAAUUAAAGACAAGUGUGUGUAGUUUGUGGCAGACCAUACUGGAAGUAAUCCAACGUGAGUUUUCGUGUUUUUCCAACUCGUUCGUCGUGCUGCCAGUUACUGAAAUGGAUUUGGUUGGCUCAGAUCAUUGUGAGGAUCAGAACCCGGAUGUCGAUAUCAGUACAAGUAGCAAUAGGAUGUCUGAACCUGCAGAGAUCAUCAUUGAAUAUGAGCACACCUUCACAAGUACCGAUGCCAAAAUUGGACAUUCUACUCCUAAGCGGAAAAGGAAUGAAUCUAUGAGUGCUGCAGUUAGAGAUGGAGGGCUGAAGAGACUGACAAGUCCUCAAUCAGACAACUGUGAUGUCUUGUCAAUAUCUUCAACUACAGUGACAGCAUCUGAAUGCAAUAUAAGUAACAACUCUGACACUGUUUUGGCAAGAAAUGAUAGUUCAAUUACUCUGUCGGCCAGCUCAUUGUCAGCAACAGUUACUGCAAGCUCUGAUGAUGAACCUAGAGAACUACCAAGCAUCUCGGGGAAAAUGACUAGGCAUAGGCAAAUAAUGCAGCAAAGAUCCAAAAUGCAUAAGCAUGUAUGGAACAUUUCUGGCAAAACUGUAGGUAGCGCAGAAAAAACAAUAGCGUCUCUGAAAAAGAAAAUUAAAAAUCUUCAGCAGCAAAAUCGCAGACUGAAGUCUAAAGUAUAUUCCCAGCAAUCAUUAAUGGAGUAUUUGAGGGAGACAUGUGGUUUGACGCCAAAUGCAGGACUUGUUUUGAAUAACAAGUAUUCCCAUAUUGCUGCGCGAGAAUCCCUCUCCAAUGCAAAAGUCAGCAUCUCUAGACAUGGCACAAGAAGCAUACUGGAUGUCCUUAUCCUCGAGGAUGCUAACAAAUAUUCCCUAAAUGAAAAAAUAUCAGCAUGGCCGAUGACCGAACAUAGGGAUGAUUCUAAACCAGAAGUUAGACACCAUUUGCAAACUGUGGUGGCGAAAUUUUGA